AUGUUUAAUAUGAACUGUGGAAAUUUAGAGGAAUCUUCGAUGUGUUACAAAGCUACUCUUCAGAUUUAUACUUCUGUUACUGCUGAAGUUCAAUUAAAAACGUUAGUUAAUUCUAAUUCUGAUGUAACAAGUGUAGAAGAUCCAAAAUUUAUAAAACAAGAUCAAGUAGCCAUAGCAAGAUCUGGAUUAAUACAAACUGGUCGAGUUAUUUGUAUAGAACAAUUGCAAUAUUUUCCUCAAUUUGGUCGAUUUACAUUACACGAUAGAGAUCGUAUAGUUGGUAUUGAACAAGUACUUGAAGUAAUUGCAAGUGGGAAAAAGCUGAUUUAA
This is a messenger RNA of Rotaria sordida, 330 nucleotides long. The record is from the annotation of a GenBank genome assembly. NCBI's taxonomy places the organism in Eukaryota, Metazoa, Rotifera, Eurotatoria, Philodinida, Philodinidae.